Messenger RNA from Didymodactylos carnosus, 1692 nucleotides. The record is from the annotation of a GenBank genome assembly. Lineage: Eukaryota; Metazoa; Rotifera; Eurotatoria; Philodinida; Philodinidae.
AUGUUGGCAUAUGAUCCAGUGACAAAAUGGUCAGAUGAAUUUUACAAUCAUUUAAGAAAAUUCUUAUUACAAAGUAAUAUUAUUACAUCAAAUAGAAAUGAUAUUUUACUUAAAAAUUCAUAUUUUAAUUACAUUAUGAAUAAAAUAAAUAAUCUUAUUAUUAUUCCAAAUGAGAUAGAUCGUGGUCAGAUUGAUACUCAUCUAAUUCAACAUAUUGUCGGUUUAAUACAUAAAUUGAUUAAAGAUAUUAAUCUAGAAUUAAAUAUAUUUAAAUUAUCAUUAUCAAGUCAUGUUAAAUCAUUAUUUCAUACAAUUGUCUUGAUAACAUUAACAAAAUUUUAUUUUGAUGAACAAAAAAAUCAUUUUAAUACUGUUUUAUUAACAGUGAAAACACGAGAAGAUAAUUUAUUAGAAUAUUUUAUACUUAUGAUUGUUGCUGAUACAUCUUACGAUGAAGAAUUUAGUGCAAAACUAGUUAGUGGUGUUUAUGAACAAUUGGCAAUAAUUUUAAAACAAGAUGCACAACAAAUAAUUGAUGCACAAAUACAUAAACAAAACACAUUAAAUCGUAUAACAAUUCAAACUGAAUGCGACAGUGAUAUUAGAAGGGCAAGUGAUGAUGAAGUUUCAAGUGGAGAAGUUGAUGAAAAUUUAACAAAUAAAGGAAAAUGUAUGUCAACAUUAUUAUACCUUUAUUUUUCUCAACAGCCUAUACCCUCAACAUUUAUUGCAUUUGAUAAAACAUAUAGACUAAAACAAGAUAUUAUUGAUACUUUUAAAAUGUUUGGUACACCUAAUCAAGGAAUGAGUUUUAAUCAUUUGGACACAAAUGGAAUAAAACUAAAAUUAUUACAAAAACUUCGUGAUUGUGAAGUCAAAUGUUCAUGUUGUGGUCGCCAAUGUGAUGCUGAUCACACAAUAUCAACAACAGCAGAAGGUAGUGAACAUAAUAAGCACAGUUGUCAAACUGGACAUCAACUUCGAGCGAUGGGUGGAAUUAAAUAUGAAAUAACAAAUGCAGCACCAUUGUCAAUGUGCGAAAAACUUAAAGAUAAUGAUUUAAUAACAAAUAAAGAUGGUAAUAUUAGACAAAAAUGGAGUGAAUUUAAAAAUCAGCAUUCGGAUUGGACUUUUGAUACAAAUAAUAUGAGUAAAAGUGAAUUAUUACGUAUAAGAGCCAAAUAUACCGUUGUCUGGGCUAAAAUUGGUGAAAAACUACAUCUAACAGCUGCUAUAAAGGAAUUUAUUCGAUUGCGUAGCAAAAUAGUUAGUUUUGAUCGUAUUACAAUUAUGGUGUUUGGUGAAAAAUAUCAAACGUUUUGUUUUAAUAAAGAGCUUUGUAAUAUUCCACCUUUCACAUUGAAUAUUCCAGUUGGUAAUGGUACAAAUUUUCAUAAUGUAUUUAAAUUGGUUAAUGAUGUGAUAAAAGAAUUUAACUCAACCAAUUACAUGUUAGAGCUGCAAAAUACAAUUAUAUUUAUGAGUGAUGGACAAGCUGAAUAUCCUGAAGAAGAACUUGAAACAUUAAAAACACAACAUGGUAGAAUAAUUUUACAAUUUUGGACAGUAACACUUGGUGAAAAAGAUAUGACAGUAUUAGAAAAAAUUAAUACAAAAAUGAACGGCGAAUAUAGAAAUAUAACAAAUUCUGAAGAUAUAAUACAAACUUAUGCAAAAAUUGCAAUAUCGUAA